Scophthalmus maximus (turbot) is the source of this 8150-nucleotide messenger RNA. Its product is annotated as serine/threonine-protein kinase TAO1. Bases 784 to 3843 code for a protein of 1019 amino acids. Gene Ontology annotation, biological process: execution phase of apoptosis; protein phosphorylation. Lineage: Eukaryota; Metazoa; Chordata; Actinopteri; Pleuronectiformes; Scophthalmidae. Gene Ontology annotation, molecular function: protein kinase activity; ATP binding. The record is from RefSeq and is a predicted model, not a curated record. The transcript has 21 exons.
CGGGGGGCACAGAUACGCUGCAGGGCGCAGCUGCUCAGCAUCAACAAGCCUCGUCCCAGAGCUGUCACACGUGCACUCGCGUUCUCUCAGUGAAAGCUGACCCGAGUGUCGCUCGAUCUCGUUUCGGCUCCUCGGUUCCCCUCACGGUGGAAGGGAGGCGAUUUGUCCUCGCCGCCAUUUUUAAGGGGAAACCUGCCCAUCGAGAGGAGAGAGAAAGUUUGCUAGCUAGCUAAUGCCCCCAAACGUUAGCAGCUAGCUAGCUAGCAGGUUGGCCAGUAGCCUCGUCUGCCUCCCUGCCUCGCUUUGCUCGGCGACUCUCCGCUGUGACAGUCGACGCUUGACAGUCGUCAGCCCGGCCGCCUCGCCUCACGACGACUCGCUCCCCGCCACCGGCCAGUGUGGGCGACACAGGCGGCGAACGGCACAGCACGACGGAGCGCGACCGUCUCUACAAAAGGCUCUGGUGCUGUCACGUUAGCGCAUUAGCACUGCUAGCUUGGGAGCCAGCGGAUUCACACUCGGGACUCCGCCGGACUUGCGUUGCCUCGUCCGUGAUUUGGCGUCAAGCCGCCUUCGCUCGGCUCUUGUUGACUGGACUGUAUCAGCCGCCAACACCCCACUUCCCCCGCCCGUGUGGAUUCAUCCCCUGGACGAGGCGCCCAUGUGCUGAUUCCUCAGGCCCAUCCAUUACUGCAGAUGAAUCUUCAGCUGCUUUGGCGUAGCUCAGCACCCAGAUAGUCCCGUCCCCUUUGAGUGGGUGAUAAGGGGACUACAUUAACCAGGAUGCCCUCCUCUGUACGGGCAGGGAGCCUGAAGGAUCCAGAUGUGGCUGAGCUGUUCUUCAAAGAAGACCCGGAGAAGCUUUUCUCAGACCUCCGGGAGAUCGGCCAUGGCAGCUUUGGCGCAGUCUACUUUGCACGAGAUAUACGCACAAAUGAGGUGGUGGCAAUUAAAAAGAUGUCCUACAACGGCAAGCAGUCCAACGAGAAAUGGCAGGACAUCAUCAAGGAGGUGAAGUUUCUCCAGAGGAUCCGGCACCCCAACAGUAUAGAAUACAAAGGUUGUUACCUCCGUGAGCACACAGCAUGGCUGGUGAUGGAGUACUGUCUUGGCUCAGCCUCUGAUCUGCUAGAAGUUCAUAAAAAGCCUCUACAAGAAGUGGAGAUCGCUGCCAUUACACAUGGUGCUCUGCAGGGGCUGGCCUACCUUCAUUCCCACAAUAUGAUCCACAGGGACGUGAAGGCAGGUAACAUCCUGCUGACUGAGCCGGGGCUGGUCAAACUGGCAGACUUUGGCUCUGCCUCCAUCGCCUCGCCUGCCAACUCCUUCGUGGGAACGCCAUAUUGGAUGGCCCCGGAGGUGAUUCUAGCUAUGGACGAAGGCCAAUAUGAUGGGAAGGUGGAUGUCUGGUCCUUGGGGAUCACCUGUAUAGAAUUAGCGGAGAGGAAGCCUCCCUUGUUUAACAUGAAUGCAAUGAGUGCCUUAUACCACAUAGCGCAGAAUGAGAGCCCCACACUGCAAUCUAGUGAAUGGACGGAUUACUUUAGAAACUUUAUCGAAUCUUGCCUUCAGAAAAUCCCACAAGACAGGCCGCACUCUGACGACAUGCUGGGCCAUGCAUUUCUGCAGCGUGAACGUCCGGACUCCGUGCUGAUGGAUCUCAUUCAGAGGACCAAAGAUGCAGUGCGAGAGCUGGAUAACCUGCAGUACCGCAAGAUGAAGAAGAUCCUCCUUCAGGAGGCUCACAACGGACCCGCUGCAGAAGCACAGGAUGGAGAUGAGGACCUGGAGCCUGGCGGAGGUCGGACAGGAACGGUGAACAGUGUCGGCAGUAAUCAGUCCAUCCCCAGCAUGUCCAUCAGCGCCAGCUCCCAGAGCAGCUCUGUCAACAGUCUGAAUGAAGCGGCUCAGGACAGCCGCAGCGAGCUGGACCUGAUGGACGGUGACCACACGGUCAUGUCCAACAGCUCAGUCAUACAUCUCAAACCGGAAGAAGAGGAGAGUUUCUCUGGGGAGCAGGCAGCCAGCAGUGAACCCUCCGAGCCGCAGGCGACACCAGCUCCAGCCCCAAGGAAGCACUACCGCAACAGAGAGCAUUUUGCCACCAUACGCACAGCGUCACUUGUGACCCGCGAGAUGCAGGAACAUGAGCAGGACUCUGAGCUUCGGGAGCAAAUGUCAGGAUACAAACGCAUGAGACGACAGCACCAGAAGCACCUGAUGGGCCUGGAGAACAAGCUGAAAGCGGAGAUGGACGAGCACCGCAUGAGGCUGGACAAAGAGCUGGAGAGUCAGAGAAGCAACUUCACCCAAGAGAUGGAGAAGCUGCUCAAAAAACACCAGGCCGCCCUGGAGAAAGAUCUGAAGACAUUUAACAACGAUGAGAAGAAGUUCCAGCAGCACAUCCAGGUGCAGCAGAAGAAGGAGCUCAGCAGUUUCCUGGAGUCUCAGAAGCGAGAGUAUAAACUACGCAAGGAGCAACUUAAAGAGGAACUGAGUGAGAACCAGUCCACUCCAAAGAAAGAGAAGCAGGAGUGGCUGUCCAAGCAGAAGGAGAACAUCCAGCACUUCCAGGCGGAGGAGGAGGCCAACUUGCUGCGGAGACAGAGGCAGUACCUGGAGCUGGAGUGUAGGCGGUUCAAACGCAGGAUCCUCAUCGCCAGACACAAUGUGGAGCAGGAUCUGGCCAGAGAGGAGCUGAACAAACGGCAGACACAGAAGGACUUGGAGCACGCCAUGCUGCUCAGGCAUCACGAGUCGAUGCAGGAGCUGGAGUUCAGGCACCUGGGGACGAUCCAGAAAGCGCGGGCAGAGCUGAUCCGGACCCAGCACCAGACGGAGCUCACCAACCAGCUGGAGUACAACAAGAGGAGGGAGAGGGAGCUGAGGCGCAAACAUGUCAUGGAGGUCCGACAGCAGCCCAAGAGCCUCAAGUCUAAGGAGCUUCAGAUUAAGAAGCAGUUCCAGGAGACGUGUAAAACACAGACCAGGCAGUACAAGGCCCUCAGGAACCAUCUGCUUGAGACCACGCCCAAGGCCGACCACAAGGCCGUGCUGAAGAGGCUGAAGGAGGAGCAGACCAGGAAGCUGGCCAUCCUGGCCGAGCAGUACGACCACUCCAUCAAUGAAAUGCUCUCCACGCAGGCUCUGCGGUUAGAUGAAGCUCAAGAGGGCGAGUGUCAGGUUCUACGGAUGCAGCUGCAGCAGGAGCUGGAGCUGCUCAACGCGUACCAGAGCAAGAUCAAGAUGCAAACGGACGCUCAGCAUGACAAGGAGAGGAGGGAGCUGGAGCAGAGGGUGUCUCUGCGGAGGGCUCUGCUGGAGCAGAAGAUUGAGGAGGAGAUGCUCGCCCUGCAGAACGAACGCCUGGAGCGAAUCCGCUCGCUGCUGGAGCGCCAGGCCCGAGAGAUCGAGGCUUUUGACUCGGAGUCCAUGCGACUGGGCUUCAGCAACAUGGUGCUCACUAACCUCGCCACCGAUUCCCAGGGAGGCUGGGGGGCAGGAGGUGGAGGAGGCCAGGGGGCUCAGGGGGGAGGCCACUGGCCUGGAGGAAGUGGAGGAGGAGGAGGAGGAGGCCACCAUAGUCAUCACCACCAGGGGAGCUCCAGCUCUCAGCAGCCCUGGGGUCACCCCAUGCUGGCUGGGGGUCCGCCCCCCUGGAGCCUCCACCACCCCGGAGGUGGGAAUCAGAGGGGGGGUGGGGGCGGCGUUGUGGGAGGGGUGAGGAACAGCCCGCAGGCUAUGAGGAGGACGUCAUCAGGGGGAAGGAAUGAACAGGGCAUGAGCAGGAGCGCCAGCAUCACCUCUCAGAUCUCCAACGGAUCCCAUCUGUCGUACACCUAGACAACACACACUCACACAACAAAACAGAAACACAGUAAUUGUCUUACAUGUAAAAAUCUUUGUGCACCAUGGUAACACUGUACACAGUGCUUCACAUACACUUGUUACACUGGGGUUUACCUCAGCCCAGCCCCGUCACCACUGUCCUCUCGCGUCACCGCUCGCAGCAGUCUGUGGAAACCCAACAGUCUUGAGACCAACGUGGCUGAAGGCCAUGUACAGAAUGCCAAUCGUGCAAUAGUGUUUUACUGUACCCCAGAGAGCUAUUUUUAUGUGCUUACAUUUUACAUUGUUGCCAUAGACUCAAAGUAGUGUAUUCGUAUUAUCUGCUAUGGAUUUUAGCAGCAGUUUGUUUGUUUGCCGUUGUGUGGUGCGCGAGGGAGAUUUUUUUAUUCAGUGUGCAAUUUAAAAAAAAAACAACAACAUUUGGAUAUUUGUCCUUGUGCAAAUUUCCUCAGGCCGCUCAACGUGAAAGCACAGAUAUCUUAAUCAUAGGAAGUUUAAUGAGAUUACUGUUGAGUGUCGGAGGGAACGUAGGGAGGAACGGUGUUUGGUACAGGUCUAGAAGGGGGAUGAAAAGAAUGGAGCAAAGGUUCUUGUAAGUGGGCACCAGUGGACAUCUGUGACUACAGACGUUGUGCUGUUGGACAGCAGAAAAAAAUGUUUAAUUCCAGCCUCAGUAACUUUUAACUGGUAAACGUCUCUUCCACCAGAGAGGAAAUGUAACCGGUGAAUUCCCCCGGUGCUGCACACGCGGCUUUCAAGUUCCUGGGGUUUAGGAGUUGUUGUCUACUAUGAGCAAAGAUGCCAAAAGUAAGGAAGCCGAGUCGGCUUUUGUUCCUCUAACCACUCACGCCAACAUAUUGUGUUUUCAUUGAGAUUUUGCCAGAGAUCAGUCAGUGGAGGUUCCGUUUGUACUAUUGUGGCCAAACAGAUGCAUCUCUUUGCUGGAGGAGCAGACACUUCCUGUCCGUGCUCAGCUGGGGUUUUUAUUUAUUUCUUUUUUUAAGGUUGUUUUUUUUUUUUUUGUUCAACUCUUGGGUUUCCACAGUCACUCACACCUGCGGCCAUUCUGAGGGACACUGACGCCUUACAAGUCCACAGCCGUCACGACAGGGAUGGGCUUUCAGCAGCACCUAACCUCUACUUGAAUAGUUCCAAAACUCUGUUCACUCUUCACGACUUUGCCACAAUUUCCUGCUCCAAUUUGGUUCUGUCACAGCGAUGCACUGCGCGGCGGCAGCAGCAAAGAAAAAAAGAGAAAAAAACAACUUCCUCGGCCUACCUCAAGAACACUCGAGUCGGGCUUCACCACAGGGUGUCGUCACUUGUCAAUGACUUGCACUUUGGCACAGGCGUUUACCCACACGACAUAAUAAUCAGACAUAUUUACACGCGCGCGCACACACAUCAAAUUGUAAUUGUAAUUUUUUUUUAUUCCCCGGUCAACCUAUGUCCCUUUGCACACUUUGCUGAUGAAUGCAUGUACAGGGUAACAUUUUGUGAAAUUGAUAGUGGGACAUGUUGUGUUUUUUUUAAAUGGCGCACUUUGCUGAGUAGGUUGCAAAUGAAGCGAACACCCUCAAAAUCCAAUAUUAGAUAAGAUAAGACUUUAUUAAGCCCACGCUGGGGAAAUUCACUUGUUUGCAACAAGGGAAGAGGUAGAAAAUAUUACGUAGGUCAACAGUUAUUUAUUUGAGCUAUCGUCCAUCUAAAAAAAAUAAAAUUAAAAAAAAAACCCAGUCGUUGACUUUUAAAGAGAUGUUUUUAAAGGGGUAGAAUAAAAAAAGAAUGAACACUGAGGAGCUUCACUCGCCCUCUUCUGGUUGGUGACUGCUGAAUGUCUCAGUGGGCGGAUGAUGGGCGGUGAUGCUGUGCUCUCCGCUGCCACGCCCCUGCACCCUUCCCCGGGCUGACGCCCCGCUCUGCCUCACCCCCGGUGACCACCGAUCCCCCCCGCCCCCGCUUCCCUCCCUUCUGUUUCCUCCCCCCCUGAGCCCGGUGUGGUCUUCACCCACCCUACCACACACACACACACACACACCCCUCCUCCUCUAUUUGAGAAGAGCUCUUCAAGUGAAAGAAAAGAAGAAAAAAUAUAUAUGUAUUAUUAUAUAAAUCUAUGUAAAAAAAAAAAAAAAAAAAAAGAAGGAUUGUAGAGAAAUGGAGAUAAAGGUGGAAGUCUUGUUGUGAAAUGCAGAGAUUAUGCAUUAUAUGAUUUUUGUUUUCCAGAGGUGGAAUGUACAGGAAACCUGUUAAUAUUGUAUAUUUUGAAUUUGAAAAUAUGGAAAAUCUAAUUGACAAAUCAAAGACAAAUGAACCUGUUGUGAUGCGGACACAGUGACGUGGUUUCAGAGCGGCGGUGGCAAAGUGCUUCACAGCCGCUGCUUUGUCUUUUUCACUGUCUCAGUCGCAGUGAGACAGAUAUUCUGUUGUGACUGAAAACAACACAACUCUAGGUCAGAUUGCCUUUCGAGUAAAUGGCAUCGAUUUUGUUUCACGCUGAAUGAGGAUGAUUUUGCACAUAAUUUGAAAUCUAGUUAGGUGUAGCCUUUGAUUUAGCAUGGGCUAUAUUUUACUGACAUUACAGAACCCGAUGUAGAGAAAACUACGUAGAUUUUUCUUUUGCUUUAGAAGACUCACUAGUGAAGUCGAGGUUACAAUAACAUAAAAAAAGAAAGAAAGAAUUGUUCUGUAAAGAUCCAAAAAGCUGCUGAAUUCAAAAACAUUUGGCUGCAUUAACGAUAUUUAGUGCACUGCACAACCUGACAUUGUUUCUAAGUCCUUGCACAAGACGUUGAAAAGAUAUCUGUCGUUUGAUCUCUGCAAAGAGUUACGCUCCGGUGUCGUGGGCUCCACGGAUGAUUUUUAUUGGACUUUAACGUCCGAUUUAUGAAACAUGCGCCCUCUUUUCUUCUGGCUAUAGACAAAGCAUUUUCACACUGCACUUAAAAGUAUUUUGCCUUAGUUUUAAAUCUUACCUCCCUGAACUCAAAAGCGUACAAUCCUGUUGUUUUUUAAUGGCACAGAAAAGAAAAGAAAAACACAGAAUGAGGGUGAUCCCACUUCUCCCUUCUUAGUAUUGGGGUCAGGCAUAAGAGAAAAAAUGAGAAGAUGAAGAUUUUCCUUUCUUAUAUUUUACGUUCCGAGAAUAAAAUCGAAAUGUUGUAAUAUCAAGAAUAAAGUGGCACAAAAUCAGAGGAUCUUUUUUUCUUUUUUUUAUUCUGCACAAAGUCGAAAAUGUUGAGAAUAGACUUGAAAUUCCCAGAUUAAAGUUGACGAAUAUAUCAAACUACUAACGUAUUGGCUGCCUCCACAGAAUGCCUAGUGUUGAUGAAUUUGUGAAAUUGUUUCUCCAGAAUCAGUUUUUAGCAACGAGGACAAUUCUCCUUCAGGCACAGACCUAACACUGGUUUAGCACACGGUCUGUUCAGAAAGAGAAACGCUGGGAAACACUGGCAGCCGUCAAUAUUUCAACUUUAAUUCCGGAAACGUCGUUGCUUCUCACGUAAUGGAGAGAAAAAAAUACCACUUCAUUCUUGACAUUUCCAAUCUAUUCUCGAAAUGUAAAAAGUAAAGGAUAAUAUUGCUCCUCUCAUUUCCCCCCCUACUACUCUUCCGUACUCUUCAGCCACUAUGUCUUUGUACCCUACAUAUUUUAUAUAUCUUUUUCCAGGGCUGUAGUGCUUUUAUUUCCUUUAAUACCAGAAAGGGUCGUUUUAUUUUCCAGAUGUCCUGCGACGGGCAGAUCUUUCCACCUUCCUUUGUGUUGACUGGAAGAACCAGUUGUUGUUUGUUCGGCAGUUGGAGCAGAGUCUUGCUUUAGACCUUGGUCACUCUGAACUGGAUCAGUUGCACUGAUUGCACAAGUGAUUGACCAGAUUAAAGAGUCUACUGUGACCCCCCCCCCCCCCCCCCCCCCCCUUUCUGUGCGCUGAGGGAGGUCUGCCAUUGGCUGAGAGUCGGCGGGAGGCAGGGUUAUGUCUCUGUACAGUCUGUCGAUCAGUAUUCUUUCUUUUUUUUUAUCUCCUGUCUUUCGGUGGAUCUUGCUGUUUUAUUCUCCCCCGGUCCAGAGACCUGUAUUAAAAACUGUAUUAAAUUGUAUAGAUUGUGCAAAGAGCUGAAUGUCGCCUAGCAAAAGAGAAAAGCUAUUCCUUACAGAUGACAAAGUGAUUUAAAAUGUAUAAAAGAAAAUUCAGACACAAGGUUUAGGGGAUAAAUGUAAUAUUUUGUUUGUAAUUACUAUUUUUUGUUGGAAGAGGGCUACUGGAUAAAGAAUCAUCUGUAAUAAAGUAAUUUUAAUAUUU